UGACACACGGCAGGUAAAAAAAUCGCACCCCCCUCGAGAAACUCUUGCAAAACCAGCGCGAUCGAAAAAGUGCACCCCGUACGUGUUCCGCUGUCGGGAAUCCGUUUCUCUCCGUACACCGUUGGCCGCUGUUGCUCCCGCUGAACAUACGCCCGCCCCGCCCCGACAAUGCUGACGAAUCUGGCCAAGCUGUCCGCCAUCCGCGGAGUGUCCCAGUCCGUCACCAACGGGCUGAAACCCGCCGUCGUCGGUGCCGCGAAGACCGAAGGCAAGUCUGCGGUUGCUGCGGGUCCGAUCCCGGUCGUGUCCGCUGCGGGCCUGCCAAGCAACAACGUGCGGGUGGUGUCUGGCGUCACAGGAGCAACACAGAUCCGCUGCGCCCACACCGACAUCCGUGUGCCGGACUUCUCGGACUACCGUCGCGACCAGGUCAAGCGCCCGAACGCGAAGAACGACAGUGCCGAUGAUCGUGCCGCCUUCACGUACCUGCUGGUCGGUGGUGCCGCCGUCUCGACGGCGUACGUCGCCAAGUCGCUGGUGUCGACGUUCGUGUCGUCGAUGAGCGCGUCGGCCGACGUGUUGGCCAUGUCCAAGAUCGAGAUCAAGCUGGCCGACAUCCCGGAGGGCAAGUCGAUGACGUUCAAGUGGCGCGGCAAGCCCCUGUUCAUCCGUCACCGUACCUCGGCGGAGAUCGAAGCGGAACAAUCCGUGGCCGUCGCUACCCUCCGCGAUCCUCAGAAUGAUGCUGAGCGCGUCCAGAAGCCGGAAUGGCUCGUCGUUAUCGGCGUGUGCACGCAUCUGGGCUGUGUCCCGAUCGCCAACGCCGGUGACUUCGGUGGCUACUACUGUCCGUGCCACGGUUCCCACUACGACGCGUCCGGCCGCAUCCGCAAGGGUCCGGCUCCGCUGAACCUAGAGGUGCCGCACUACGAGUUCCCGGAGGAUGGUCUCCUUAUUGUCGGUUAGAGACCUUUGGUACCACCCUCCCCGUUCCGUUCCACCGUACAACGGUACACCAACAAUCCCGCGCUCAGCUAAAGUAGUGAAGAAUGUAUCAAUCGCAGCAAGCCGCACGCUGAAUGAUUAUCAUCUUUUGUUCGGCUCAACCAAUUUCGACGAUGCCUCCUCCUCCACCUCCGGAUUGUGUCACUAUGCGCGUGUGUAAGUAUUUGCAUAUUCAAUCCGACUAUCCGACCAAUCCAACAUUAAAAAAAACCCAGAUUGGCAAGAGGCAACCCCCCAACCAACAGCAGGAGGCAACAGCAAAGCAACCAAAACCCGAACCUACCGCUAACUAGUAGAACAAUUACAGCACCAGACUGGGUAAUAAAUUGAUUGGUAAAACGUUA
Anopheles arabiensis is the source of this 1349-nucleotide messenger RNA. RefSeq names its product cytochrome b-c1 complex subunit Rieske, mitochondrial (gene RFeSP). Gene Ontology annotation, molecular function: quinol-cytochrome-c reductase activity; 2 iron, 2 sulfur cluster binding. Lineage: Eukaryota; Metazoa; Arthropoda; Insecta; Diptera; Culicidae. Gene Ontology annotation, biological process: mitochondrial electron transport, ubiquinol to cytochrome c. The record is from RefSeq and is a predicted model, not a curated record. Gene Ontology annotation, cellular component: membrane. Bases 169 to 966 code for a protein of 265 amino acids. The transcript has 4 exons.